This is a messenger RNA of Oncorhynchus gorbuscha (pink salmon), 2453 nucleotides long. RefSeq names its product transmembrane protein 64-like. Bases 1152 to 2453 code for a protein of 433 amino acids. The record is from RefSeq and is a predicted model, not a curated record. The transcript is spliced from 4 exons. NCBI's taxonomy places the organism in Eukaryota, Metazoa, Chordata, Actinopteri, Salmoniformes, Salmonidae.
UGUAAUUAUAGCAUGUAUCGUCGAUCAGCACCUACUAUUCUGGAUGAAGCGGGAUAUAACACGCUGUCAGACUGACGUCGGUGCUCCGGUUAUCACUUUGCCCCGGGAAGAGAAAAUAAGGAGGUUUUUUUUCGGGCGAAUCGCGCGUCGGAAUGAAUUUCCAGGACUUUGACCACACAGCAGCUCGUAAAGUGGAGGAGAAACCCGCUGCAACGUUUUACCAAAUAGGACCGAAGACUUGCAAAAGUCUUGCACGGAUUCAUCUUUCAACCGUUUUGUAUCUAUACGAAUAGUAAAACACUUUUUUUUUUUUUUUGUAAAAACGUGACUUUGUUGUCAGUUUGCUGCUGCCGUUUCCUAAUUUAUGGCGUUUGACUCUUAGGCGAUGUGAACGGUAUUUAUAAAUCAUUGAACUGCAUGUCUCCCUGUUUGCUGAACACAAGAUAACUGUCCCACUGGACGAGGAUUUAUACCAUGGCAACUCGGAUUGGAAUAAUCUGUCUUUUUCCUGUCUAUGAAAACAAUUGUCCUCUGUACUGAUGAAGUAAUGGGUCCGCAGCACAGAAGACAUCGAUAACCUCUGUGUCAGCACGUCCUUUACCCUCCUGAUCUUUCUCAGUUGUCAUUCUAUUCUAUGUUCAAGCUUUUAUCGUUUCUACAAUGGAAACGGUCGUAUUGAAGUUGCAACGCUCAUCGUUACUCUGAGCACCACCAUCAGAGCGACUCGUUGUAAGGACAGUCAGACUCCGUUGUAAGGACAGUCAGACUCCGUUGUAAGGACAGUCAGACUCCGUUGUAAGGACAGUCAGACUCCGUUGUAAGGACAGUCAGACUCCGUUGUAAGGACAGUCAGACUCGUUGUAAGGACAGUCAGACUCGUUGUAAGGACAGUCAGACUCCGUUGUAAGGACAGUCAGACUCCGUUGUAAGGACAGUCAGACUCCGUUGUAAGGACAGUCAGACUCCGUUGUAAGGACAGUCAGACUCGUUGUAAGGACAGUCAAACUCGUUGUAAGGACAGUCAAACUCGUUGUAAGGACAGUCAGACUCGUUGUAAGGACAGUCAGACUCCGUUGUAAGGACAGUCAGACUCGUUGUAAGGACAGUCAGACUCGUUGUAAGGACAGUCAGACUCCGUUGUAAGGACAGUCAUGUGGGGCCCUGCGCCACCAUCCCUGCAGGUCGCCGUAAAAGUCCUGAAACACGCCGCUGUCAAAGGACAGAUCCAGCUGAACCGCUGGCUCCAGAGACCCUCCCCGGACGAGUGCGAUAAAAUUGACCUCUUGAUAUGCAACACCUUUGACCAGAGAGGAGGCGCCGUCGGCAAGUCUGAUGGAGACCCGGAGAGCAUCGUUGACACUGGCGUGUCAUUCACCGGUGGCGCCACCAACGGGGAGUUCAGACACCCGUGUUGUAUUACCACGUGUUGCUUCAAGAGUGCCCUCCUGGCAUGCAUUCUGACAGCUGUGUGCUUCUCCUCUGUGGCUCUAGUCCGACAGUACCUCAAGGACCUUCUUCUCUGGGUGGAGAGCUUGGACAGCCUGGUUGGAGCCUUGCUCUUCAUAGUUGGUCUGAUCACUGUGUCCUUCCCAUUCGGCUGGGGGUACAUCGUACUGAACGUGGCUGCGGGAUACCUCUACGGCUUCGUGCUGGGUAUGGGACUGGUGAUGGUGGGCGUGCUCAUAGGUACCUUCGUGGCUCACCUGGUGUGUAAGAGACUGUUGACUGACUGGGCGGUCAACAAGGUGGCGAACUCUGAACAGCUCAGUGCUGUAAUCCGGGUGGUGGAGGGGGGGAGUGGACUCAAAGUGGUGGCCUUAGCGAGACUCACACCCAUUCCCUUUGGACUCCAGAAUGCCGUGUUUUCAAUCACAGACGUGUCGUUGUCAAACUACCUGGUGGCGUCGUCAGUCGGCCUGCUGCCCACACAGCUCCUAAACUCCUACCUGGGCACCACGCUGCGCACCAUGGAGGACGUCAUCGCAGAACAGAGCAUCAGUGGAUACCUGGUCUUCAGUCUACAGGUGAGUCAGUGGAUACCUGGUCUUCAGUCUACAGCUUGGCGCUACAGAUCUCCAGUAUGCGUUCUGAGCCCGGUGCGCUACAUUCCAGCUCCCCCCAUCUGCCGGGCUAGGGUGAGGAUCCAGCCAGGGCGGAUGGUGCUAGCCCUGCUCUCCAGACCUCCAGUGCGUCUCAUCGGGCCAGGAUAUCUAUCCUGCACCGGCUCUAAGCACGGUUUUCCCAGUUCGCCAGGAGAACCCAGUGCGGCCUGUUCCAGCUCCCCGCACAAAACCCCUCCAGAGCAAGGGCAAGGGAACAGACUCCUAAGCCAAAAGGACUCUGACAUCGGGAGGACGACCAGAAAGGUGCGCCGGAGAAGUGCGUCAUCGAGAAACCUGAACUGUCCCCUGAACGGUCCACACAGAGAAUCCUCUGAGACCUUCCCCACGUAA